This is a messenger RNA of Xiphophorus hellerii (green swordtail), 2191 nucleotides long. RefSeq names its product CCR4-NOT transcription complex subunit 2-like. The transcript is spliced from 15 exons. Gene Ontology annotation, cellular component: CCR4-NOT core complex. NCBI's taxonomy places the organism in Eukaryota, Metazoa, Chordata, Actinopteri, Cyprinodontiformes, Poeciliidae. The record is from RefSeq and is a predicted model, not a curated record. Gene Ontology annotation, biological process: regulation of DNA-templated transcription. Bases 102 to 1697 code for a protein of 531 amino acids.
UCAGUAAACUACAGCAGAAUGAUGGCCCUCAGAGGUCAGCAUCUCAGCAUCCUGUCGGCCAUCUUGUAGUGGGAGGACAGAUUGAUGCGGUGACACGCGGAAUGUUUGGUGCUACCAGGAAGAAGUUCAUGGAGGGGGGGAUCGAGAGCGAGUACUCUUCGGACGACUCCAGCCUCUACUACAACCACACGUCCAUGUUCGCUCCUCACCGGGCCGACAAAGACAUGCUGUCGUCUUCCUCCUCAUCCAGUCAGCUGUCGCAGCUGGGAGCCAGUUUAUACGCCCCACAGAGUGCUCUGGGUUUCCCCAUCCGUGGGAUCAACAGCAGCGCGGCGCCGCAGCUCAGUCGAAGCUCGCUGACCCAACCCGCCGGCCAGCUCUCCAAUCACACCAGUACUCCCAACUCCGGACCGCUGCACACGCCCUCGUCGCCCAACAGGGCCUCCAUCAUGCCCUUAACCAGCAGCCGCAGCGUUCUGAACCACAACCAGCAGGUGGGCGGUCCCACGGGGCAGACGGGCGGAGGAGAGCGAGGCGGCGGCGCAGGGCGGAGCGCAACCAUGGGGAGUCCCAGCAGGUCGUCUCCCAGCAUCAUCGGCAUGCCCAAACAGCAGCAGGCGCGAUUCUCCUUCAACAGGAAUCCAGGGUUCAACAUGAGCAACUCCUUAACCAGCAACAUUUUCAACGGCACAGACGGCAGUGAGAAUGUGACGGGGUUGGAUCUGUCCGACUUCCCGGCGUUGGCGGACCGGAGCCGGAGAGACGGGAGUUCGAACCCGACCCCGCAGCUGAACCCGCUGGCCGGCCGGGCGCCCUACGGUAACACACAGACGAUACAGAACAUCCUUGGCAUGGUAACCAAGCCAUCCAGCGAACAGUCGCAGGACUUUUCGAUCCAUAAUGAAGAUUUCCCAGCUCUCCCCGGUCCAAACUACCAAACUAAAGAUCCCAGCAGCAACAGCGACGACAAAACGAACCUGAACUCGUCGGGAAAGGCGUCUUCGAGCGCCGACGGUCCCAAGUUCCCCGGCGAUAAAAGCUCGGCUCCGAGCAACAACAACCAGCAGAAGAAAGGCAUCCAGGUUCUUCCCGAUGGCCGAGUGACCAACAUUCCCAUCGGCAUGGUAACGGACCAGUUUGGAAUGAUCGGCUUGUUGACGUUCAUCCGGGCGGCAGAGACGGAUCCCGGCAUGGUUCACCUAGCGCUGGGCUCAGACCUCACCACACUGGGCCUGAACCUCAACUCACCUGAGAAUCUGUAUCCUAAGUUUGCGUCUCCGUGGGCGUCGGCGCCGUGUCGGCCGCAGGACAUCGACUUUCACGUCCCGUCAGAGUAUCUAACCAACAUCCACAUAAGGGACAAGCUAGCAGCCAUUAAGUUGUCUCGGUACGGUGAAGAUCUGCUGUUUUAUCUCUACUACAUGAACGGAGGAGACCUGCUCCAGCUGCUGGCUGCAGUAGAACUUUUUAACCGGGACUGGCGGUAUCAUAAAGAGGAGCGGGUUUGGAUAACGCGGGCCCCUGGGAUGGAGCCCACGUUAAAGACCAACGCCUACGAAAGAGGGACCUACUACUUCUUCGAUUGUCUCAACUGGAGGAAGGUUGCCAAGGAGUUUCAUCUUGAAUAUGACAAACUAGAAGAGCGACCUCAUGUUCCCUCCACUUUCAACUACAAUCCUGCCCAGCAGGCCUUCUGAUUGGCUCUUCCUCCUUCCUGACUGCCUGCCAUUGGCCCUCCUGGCUCAUCAGUCCCGCCCCUGGAGGUUUUCCCGCCUCUGCCACUCACAUGAAUCUGGCCUGUAAGGACUCAGGACGGUGCCCACCUCUCUGACAGACUUCAUCAUUUUACCUUUUUCUCUUUUACGUUUGUCUUUUACCUCAUUUCUGUUUUUAUUUUAUUCCCGCUUCUUCUCCAUGACUUGUUUUGGCCUGGUGAGUGAAACAGACAGAGCUGGUAACAACUCAAACACUGACUGUUGUUUUCUAAAGAAGUUUUAACAGAGAAAACUGGGUUUACUCGCCCGUCAGGAUGGAGAAUUUUUCACUCUGUGGUGCAGAAGAAGCUGAAAAUAUUUUUCGUUUUUACCAGAAUUACAGAUCAGGACACGCAUCACCACUCAGUGGGCAAUCAGGAGACAAAAUGCAAUGUACAUUGUAGCACUAUUUCAUAAUAAAAGAGAAAAUAUACAUA